AUGACGGCGAAUGAUGACGGCUGGACGCCACUGAAAUCGGCCUUGAGUAAAGGUCAUGCAGGAGUCGUCAAGAUACUGCUGGAGGAGGGAGCUGACUUUACGACGGCGAGCAAGAAUGGAUGGACACCGCUUAACUCGGCCUCGGAUAGCGGACAUGCAGAAAUCGUGAAGAUGUUGCUAGAGAAAGGAGCCGAUAUUACGACGAUGGACAACGACGGGUGGACACCACUAAACGUAGCCUCGAGUGGCGGUCAUGCAGAAGUAGUCAAGGUGCUGCUGGAGAAGGGAGCUGAUCUCACGGUAGCAAAUAACGAUGGCUGGACACCACUAAACGCAGCCUUGAGUGGCGGUUAUGCAGAAGUAGUCAAGGUGCUGCUGGAGAAAGGAGCUGACUUCACGACGAUAACUAACUACGGGGUGACACCACUAGGCGCAGCCUCGAAUGGCGGUCAUGCAGAAGUAGUCAAGGUGCUGCUGGAGAAGGGAGCUGAUCUCACGGUAGCAAAUAACGAUGGCUGGACACCACUAAACGCAGCCUCGAGUGGCGGUUAUGCAGAAGUAGUUAAGGUGCUGCUGGAGAAGGGAGCCGAUCUUACGGUAGCAAACAACGAUGGCUGGACACCACUAAACGCAGCCUCGAGUGGCGGUUAUGUAGAAAUCGUGAAGAUGUUGCUAGAGAAAGGAGCCGAUAUUACGACGAUGGACAACGACGGGUGGACACCACUAAACUCGGCCUCGGAUAGCGGACAUGCAGAAAUCGUGAAGAUGCUGCUGGAGAAGGGAGCUGACUUUACGACGGCGAGCAAGAACGGAUGGACACCGCUUAACUCGGCCUUGGAUAGCGGACAUGUAGAAGUCGUCAAGAUACUACUAGAAAAGGGAGCCAACGUCAUGACGGCGAAUGAUGACGGCUGGACGCCACUACAUGUGGCUUCGAAUAAUGGACAUGCAGGAGUCGUCAAGAUACUGCUGGAGGAGGGAGCUGACUUUACGACGGCGAGCAAGAAUGGAUGGAUACCGCUUAACUUGGCCUUGAAUGGCGGACAUGCAGAAAUCGUGAAGAUGCUGCUGGAGAAGGGAGCCAACAUCAUGGCAGCAAAUAAUGACGGCUGGACGCCACUACAUGUGGCUUCGAACAAUGGACAUGCAGAAGUUGUCAAGGUGCUGCUAGAGAAAGGGGCCGAUAUUACGACGACGGACAACGAUGGGUGGACGCCACUUUUAUCCGCUUCGGCUGAAGGCCAUGUCGAUGUUGUCAAAUUUCUGUUUGAGUCUUCGCCUCUUUAUACUACUGAAACAAAUGGUCUUGGUUGUACUGCCCUCUUUCUGGCUUCUCGAAACGGACGACUCCCGGUCGUGCAGUACCUGCUUUCCACUGGACGUUUUGACCCUAAUAUCAAGAACUACUACGGCUCUACAGCAUUAUCGGCUGCAGUAGCUAAUGGCCACUAUGAAGUUGUGGAGCUUCUGAUUAGUACUGGUGUUAGUACUCUGGAGCAGGUCCAUCCUACAGUGGUGGGCAUCUCACGCAGGUAA
This is a messenger RNA of Fusarium musae, 1536 nucleotides long. RefSeq lists its product as uncharacterized. NCBI's taxonomy places the organism in Eukaryota, Fungi, Ascomycota, Sordariomycetes, Hypocreales, Nectriaceae. The transcript has 2 exons. The record is from RefSeq and is a predicted model, not a curated record. The coding region runs from base 1 to 1536 and encodes 511 amino acids. Gene Ontology annotation, molecular function: protein binding.